UUUCCUUAUAUAGAGCUGAUGACGUCACGUGUGAUUGCGUGGCUGAAAAAAUCAAGAUGGCGGACGAAGGAAGUGUAAUUCCAAGCGAAGGGAGCAGAAACGACAACUCUAACAACGAUACUCAAAAUGACUCGAAACUGACCCAACUGAGUGUCGAGAAAAUGAAUGAGCAAAUACAGACGUGUGUGCAAGCGAUAUUUGCAAGGGAAUCUAGCUCUAGCCAUCCAGAAUUGAGCAAAGUCUUGACUGAAGUUAUCGACUUGGUGAGCCAUGACCGAACUACAAGGCAGUAUUAUUACCAGAUGGAUCAGUAUACCCACGCUAGCGUCACCUCUUGUGCUCUGGCUGCAUACCUCUCCCUUUUAGAGGAACAGCAAGUCAAACGCCUCUCAGCAUGUAUACGAUCCGACUGCUCACACUGGCUUGCUAAAAUGUUUGGGUAUGACAAUGGCUCAGCAAGUUUCCAUGACAGCAGAUGGGAGGGCCUUACAAAAGUCUGCCGGUUAGCACUUCUUGUAAAAUACCCCAAGUACGGGACAGAAGGAUUUACUGCGCUGUAUACCCGACCGCCAGUGAUAUACAUCAGCACAGCGGCAGCGCAUGGUCUGGGGCCUUACCUCUGCAGUCAGCUUGGGUUACCUCAGUCCAGCAUAUGCAAAGUCCCAUGUAAUACUGUUUUUGGAUCAAGACAUACAACAGAUGUUGCUGCCUUUGAGCGUCUUUUCCAUGACGAUGUGUCCUGUGGCAAGACACCUCUGAUGUUAAUAGCAUAUGCAGGCACACCACUUGCUGGUCAUACUGAUAAUCUUGGCAGACUUCGUGAGCUGUGUACUCAGAAUGGCUUAUGGCUGCAUGCAGAGGGGGAUACACUGGCUGCGCUGGCGCUACAAACAGUCCCACCAUCUCUCAAGAUGGCCACCUCCUGUGACAGCAUGACUCUUAAUCUCUCCAAGUGGCUAGGCUUACCUGGAGUGCCUUACACUACAUUUUUUCGUGCGAAAGAUCCUGUUCUGGCUGAGGCCUCUGGGCUGACCCAACCUCUAUGUCCUGAGCAUCUUUCUGUGUUACCGCUAUGGAUUAGUGUACAGAAUAUUGGUGUUGAUAAAAUGCGACAGAUGAUCAUGGAUUCUGCACAGCUUUCACAGCAAUUAAGCUUGAGUUUAGAUAGUCUUCCAAGCAUUAAAAGAAUGGCACAGCCGCACUGCACAUCUCUAGCAGUAGUGUUCCAUUACCGUGCAUCACCCUCAUCCUCACACAGUCAGUCAUCUGGGAGCCCUGAGGGGAGUGGCGAUGAUGACGACCAAGAUGAUGUGGACUUGUCAACAAACUCAUCAGACAGUGGAGAAGUACCACCACAUGUUCAAGAUGCCAUGAAUAGAAGAUUGGCGGAGCAGCUAGCUGUGGCAGAGCCGUCAGUGGCAAUUGAAGUCAUAGAUAUUCCUAAAGAAGGCCAAUGUCUUCGCUUCAGUCCUCUCUCUACCGCUAGAGUUAUGGGGACAACGUCAGAUCAUAUUGACAACUUUGUGGCUUGUCUGAAGGAACAAGUGGUUUUUAUGGAUAACAUAUUGUUGGCUCAGUUAGCUGUCAGAUCUUCAUUGGAAGGAAAAGAACACGUUGUCAUUACUGAGGCAGAUGGACCAUCAACUGUGGCGUCUCUUAUGUGCUUCCCUCAGUAUUGGCAGGAGAAGAAUGUAGAGAAACUCACAGGAGCAAAGAAGAUGGAACUGCAAAAUCUAAACAAGGAAAUCCUUGCAAAGGUGAUGGAGACACACCCAGAGGUGUUCACGGAGGGUGUUACGCAAACUGGGCUAAUAUGCAUCAACUUUAACAAGGUGGGAUCCACGUCAGAAGUGAGUGAACUUGUUGGAUUUCUGUGUACAACAGCAGAAGAACUUUCUGAUUCAAGCAAGUUCCUGGAACAGAUGACAGAAAUGGUACAGAAGGGGAUCGAGGCUGCUCAAAAAGACCUUGUCAAGGAAAGUGAAAACCGACUUAUAGAAGAGGGCGUACUGCGGCAAGUUCCAAUUGUUUCAUCACUCGUUAAUUGGUGGUCUCCACCUCCCAAGGACAGCAUCCAAGGAAGGACCUUCAACUUAUCAUCAGGUCACCUUGAUACAACAGAGAAGACCUACAAAUAUCGCAUGCAAGUGCAAGAUGAAGAUGCCGAUGGCUCAUUCACUGCUUCAACCCCUAAUUCCAAAAAUCCACCAAACAACAGCCCCCCAAAGACCACAUCAACGCCAACAGAUGCAAACAGUUAGGGAUGCAUGUGUAAUUAGGACACUGCCCAGGGAUGUCAUUACUCUGAUGACAGUAGAUUUCUGAUGACAAUAGAUUCCCAUCAAUCACACCUGGGGUAAUAGGCAGGUGACAGCUGGUAGGGAGUAGAGGAACUCUUGCCUUACACACACCCAGCUAUUACAGACAUCGUACGGACUAAGGGGACAAAAAUGCAGAAAAUAAUAGAAUCAAUCGGAGGAUUUGAAAGGCUCACAGGGAAAUGUCUCCAGUUUGAAGGGGUUCAACAAUACUUCAUGAAGUUUCUCUUCCAAACCAUUACAUAAAACCCCAAGGUCCAUGUUGUAUUAAGGACGUAGUAAGGACUGUGAACUCGCUUACCUUUGUCAGCUAUUUAAAAGUUUUUCAUUACUUUCGUUUGUUUGUGGUUUCUUCAUUGAAACAUGUUUGGUUUUUGCACCAAGCCUGGAAUUUGUUUUCUCUGUUGUAACAUUUGGACCAUGUUAUCAUUCCAUAAACAACAGCAUAAUUGAAAGCCCUGAUAGUAGCUGGUGGGAACAAUAAUUUUUAAUUUUCAGUUUCCAUAAACUUUCCACAUAAAACUCAAUACAAGAUAAUGUUUCAAGAGGAGAAUGUGCAACAAGUCAAACAAAAACGUGUCUUGCAGUUCCUGAAUUAUGGCCACAAUAGACAGCAACUUAACAUGGAAUUAUGUUAUAAACAGUUGUUGAUAACAUAGGUAGGUAUUUUUGGUAUUGUUCUGCCAUAAGAUUAAUAUUUACUCAAUUAUUUAGACUAUUUCGUAUGGUCUUUUAAACAAUUUGAUAUUAUUGGUGGGUAACUAUAUUAGCACCUAAUUCCAAACUUGAGCCUGUAAAGCUAGUGCAAGGUACUGGCAGGGAAAAAAAGACUUGGGGAAUAAGGCAAGUGAAAAACGUUUUAAUUCUUUGCAUGCAGCCAGCCAAGCUCCUUUGCCCUUGCUAUGCCAGUCUCUUGUGCAGUUGUUCUCAGUGUCAGUAUAAAAUCCCUCCCUUUAGACGGCACGAUUUAGUUGAAUACGAGUUGCUUGAGGUACCUCUACAUUUCAAGUUGUAGGGUGUAAAUCAGUCUAUGACACUGCUGCGAUGCUUGACUAUGAAUGCCGUAGUGUGUAAUUCAUGGAUAAGACGUCGUAGCCAGGUCGCAUACGACUCAAUUAUGCUGUCUAAAUGAGCCUUUAGACUAACACUUAGGAUGGCUUGGCAGCAGGAUAUUGUACACAGGCUUGGGAAUCAUUUGGCCAGAGCUAAUCAAUGGGUAGGGGUGGGUAUUUUGGUCAUUCGUUUUAUCCAGACAUGUCUAAAAAAGAAAAGCAGUAAAGAAUUUUCUUUUACCUGAAUAGUGCAAAAAAGGGACAUUGAAUAUGUUGCAAACUCAGGGUUGGUCCAAGUUGUAUAUGUCUGCAACAAUUUAAAUAAAGAUAAAGGAAAUGUAA
This is a messenger RNA of Nematostella vectensis (starlet sea anemone), 3712 nucleotides long. Its product is annotated as putative pyridoxal-dependent decarboxylase domain-containing protein 2. The transcript is spliced from 26 exons. Lineage: Eukaryota; Metazoa; Cnidaria; Anthozoa; Actiniaria; Edwardsiidae. The coding region runs from base 57 to 2261 and encodes 734 amino acids. The record is from RefSeq and is a predicted model, not a curated record.